Alligator mississippiensis (American alligator) is the source of this 2082-nucleotide messenger RNA. It is a transcript of the gene IK, whose product is annotated as IK cytokine. The coding region runs from base 93 to 1772 and encodes 559 amino acids. The transcript has 20 exons. Gene Ontology annotation, biological process: mRNA splicing, via spliceosome. NCBI's taxonomy places the organism in Eukaryota, Metazoa, Chordata, Crocodylia, Alligatoridae. Gene Ontology annotation, cellular component: nucleus. The record is from RefSeq and is a predicted model, not a curated record.
GCUGCAUUGUGGGUAGUGGUGGGCGCGGUGCAUGGUGGGAAGAGGUGACCCCAGCUCUCAGGUGUUGUGUUGUCGCAGCCGCGCGGGCCGAGAUGCCGGAGCGGGACAAUGAGCCGUUCUCCAACCCUCUGGCCCCAGAUGGCCAUGAUGUGGAUGACUCCCACACCUUCAACCAGUCCAAGCUGACCAAUGAAGACUUUCGAAAGCUUCUCAUGACCCCGCGGGCUGCGCCAACAUCUGCACCACCCUCCAAAUCUCGUCACCAUGAGAUGCCCCGGGAGUACAAUGAAGAUGAAGAUCCAGCUGCUCGCAGAAGAAAGAAGAAAAGCUAUUAUGCAAAGCUGCGUCAACAAGAGAUUGAACGAGAGAGGGAGUUGGCUGAGAAAUACAGGGAUCGAGCAAAGGAGAGAAGAGAUGGUGUUAACAAAGACUAUGAAGAAACUGAACUGAUUAGUACAACUGCCAACUACAGGGCAGUGGGACCCACUGCAGAAGCGGAUAAAUCAGCUGCAGAGAAGAGAAGACAGUUGAUCCAGGAGUCCAAGUUCUUGGGUGGUGACAUGGAGCACACUCACUUGGUGAAAGGUCUGGAUUUUGCGUUGCUGCAGAAGGUGCGUGCUGAGAUUGCCAGCAAAGAGAAGGAAGAGGAGGAGAUGAUGGAGAAACCCCAGAAAGAAACAAAAAAAGAUGAAGAUCCUGAAACUAAAAUUGAAUUCAAGACUCGUUUGGGUCGGAAUAUCUACCGUAUACUGUUCAAGAAUAAAUCAUACGAGCGGAAUGAGCUGUUCCUGCCAGGGAGAAUGGCUUAUGUUGUGGAUCUGGAUGAUGAAUAUGCAGACACAGAUAUUCCAACCACGUUGAUCCGAAGCAAAGCUGACUGCCCCACCAUGGAGGCACAGACCACGCUGACCACAAAUGACAUUGUCAUCAGCAAACUGACUCAGAUUCUUUCCUAUCUGAGGCAGGGUACGCGCAACAAGAAGCUGAAGAAGAAGGACAAAGGAAAGCUAGAUGAGAAAAAACCCCCAGAAGCUGAUAUGAACAUCUUUGAAGACAUUGGUGAUUAUGUGCCAGCCACAGCAAAGGUGCCCCGGGAAAAGGAGCGGGAAAGGUACCGGGAAAGGGAGCGAGAUCGUGAGAGGGAGCGAGAUCGUGAGAGGGAGCGUGAGAGAGAGAGGGAUCGUGACCGUGAUCGUGACAGGGACCGUGACCGGGAAAGGGAAGAAGAAAAGAAGAGACACAGCUAUUUUGAGAAACCCAAAGCUGAUGAUGAGCCCUUGGAUAUUGAUAAAGGGCCAGGCUCAGCCAAGGAGCUGAUUAAAUCUAUCAAUGAGAAGUUUGCUGGAGCAGCUGGCUGGGAAGGAACAGAAUCAUUAAAAAAGCCUGAAGACAAGAAGCAGCUAGGUGACUUCUUUGGGAUGUCGAACAGCUAUGCCGAGUGCUACCCUGCUACAAUGGAUGAUAUGGCUGUGGACAGUGAUGAAGAAGUGGACUACAGCAAAAUGGAUCAGGGAAACAAGAAGGGGCCCCUGGGCCGCUGGGACUUUGACACACAGGAGGAGUACAGCGAGUACAUGAACAACAAGGAGGCCCUGCCCAAAGCUGCUUUCCAGUAUGGAAUUAAGAUGUCCGAGGGUCGUAAAACACGGCGUUUCAAGGAGACAAAUGACAAAGCUGAGCUGGACCGGCAAUGGAAGAAGAUCAGUGCAAUCAUUGAGAAGAGGAAGAAGAUGGAAGCUGAUGGGGUUGAGGUGAAGAGACCAAAGUAUUGAAGUCCCAGUUGAGUUUCUCUGUCUUGUCCUCCAAUCUCUGGAACCUUGAUUCAGUGGACACUUUUUAUUUCCUGUUUUUAUUCAAGUUCUUCCCUUCAGAUUCUUCUUGAAGGCUCUGGACUAGAGCUGCUUUCCUCUCAGCACUCAGCAAGGAACAGGGUAAAUGUGUAUGUGUAGGGGGCAGGGAGACCUUUCUGGGGCCAGUAGACCAUGGGAUUGGUGCAGGCAGUUUGCCCUGGCUGUGUUUCUUCCUCCCACAUCUUUGCUGUGAUUUAUAAUUGAUGUAACUGCAAUAAAAUUGCACUAAAUC